CCCUCUUCCUCUUCUAUUUAUGACGCAAACACCGAAGAAUAAUAAAAAAAAAUUCUCAAAAUCUAUCUAGCAAAAUCUAGGGUUCGCAGGGAUUUGUCCUACUAGAUCCGGAAGCACUUGAACCCUAAUUUUCUUCCAUUUUAGGAUUUUGGGGUUUCGAUUUAUUCUCAUUAUCUCGAAUUGGUGUCUGGUGUAUUCGAGAAUUUAGAAUUUUAGGGUUUUUCUGGUUUUGGUUGACCUGAAUUUCUUAAUUUGGCUUUUUGGCUUGUGAGAAAGUUACGGUUUUGGGGCCUUUGAUUGCAUAAGGUUCUCACUAAUCUGUGUCUGUUUAAGGGCCGUUUUUUAGUUCGAAUUGACUUUGGAGUUUAUACUAUUAAUUAACAUUUAGUCUCUGAGGAAGUUAGUUUUUUCACUUAGUUUUUUUAUUGGCUUUUAAUUGUCUCUAAAUUGGUGUUAAAGCUCGCGACUUCUAGGCUUUGUUUUUAUGUCGAAGGUAGGCGAGGAGGACGUUGAAUAUGAGAGCGAUCCCGAGGAGGAAAAGCGCCUUCUGGGAAUGAGGAGGCGUAAAGCGGCAAGCGACGAUGAGGAAGGCGAGGGAGAAGAGAAACCCAGGAUGGAUCGGAGGGCUCCCAUUCACUCUGAUGAAUCUGACGGUCAGGGUGGGGCUGCAGAAUAUGAUGAUGAUGAUGAAGAGGAAUUAGAGGGGGAAGAAGAAGAUGAGGAAGAAGAGGUUUAUGAAGAUGAAGAGGAAGAAGUUUAUGAGGAUGAGGAAGAUGACAUUGAUAGGUUUGAGGAAGGGAAAGAAAGGCAUGAGGAGAGAGGAGGGAGUACCGGUGAUGGUGUGGUGGAGAUUAACAAGAAAGAAGUGGAUGUGAGGAAGGUGGUGGAGGAAGACGGGGUAGAGGUUAAAGCAGAGGAUGAUCAUGUCCAAGGGGAGGAGGAUGAAGAGGGGAAAAAAGAGAAUGAACCAUUUGCAGUACCUACUGCUGGGGCUUUUUACAUGCAUGAUGACCGGUUUAGGGACAAUGCUGGUGGUAGACACAGGCGAACAUAUGGUGGAAGGAAGUUGUGGGAGUCCAAAGAUGAUAAGAAAUGGGGUCAUGACAAAUUUGAGGAGAUGAAUUUGCAGGAAAGGCAUUAUGAACAGGGAAGGAGAGGUUCUAAAGGUAAUUUUCGAGGUCGUGGUGCAAAAAAUCGAGUUCCAGACCGUGGAUAUGCCCGUAGGAACAAAUCUAAGGUGUUCAGCAAUGGUACCAAUCAGAACCAGGCACCAAAAGGUGUGAGAGGUAGAGGGCCUAGAAAGUAUGAACCUACGUGGAAGAGCAGUAGUCAGGCACCUCCAACAAAAAACAAACAGCCAGAAAAGCCGUUUGAGAAAAUUUCACAUGGUAGUUCUGGGAGAGUUUUCACACCAAUGUCAAAUACAGAAUCUGAUCAAGUGCCUCCUGCUAGAAAACAUUCAAGCUUGAGUUCUGCCUCUCCUCCUUUUUAUCCUUCUGGUUCUUCAAAUAAUGAGAUCACUCUGACUCAGAAAAGGGAUGUCCAACCUGGAGGUACAAGCAGGAAUCUUCGAAAUUCUGUUGUAGAUGAAAGUUUCUCUAUGCAGCAAGCUGGUGCAUUGAUGAGGGGAAAGAAUGUAGCCGAUUCUGUUGGUAUUGACAAGCUUUGCAUUGAUGAUCCUGUUACUUCAACUGCUGGCAAGCCCUUGAACACUAUACAAAUUCCACCAUCUAGAUCUUCAUUGGUCAAUAACAUGCAAUCCUCUCAUUCUAGAACUCAAGGAAGGGGUGUGGCUCUUUCAGGACAGAUGACUUAUCAUCAGCCAGCCCCUUUGCAGAACCAAGUUGGCAGAGUAUCAUCUUCAAUGCAGCCCCAUCCUGUUCAGCGAAGUCCUGCUCAGAAUCGUGCCCAACCUACAGUUCAAGCUCCUCUUCAGCAGUUGGGCCAGCGUUCUGGUAGUGGAUCUCAAGCUUCUUCGCCACCCAAAACAGCUAUGUCAAUAAGUUCUUAUGAUUCUGGAGAGGCAGAAACCACUUCAGAAUCAAGUAAAUCUAGAGGUGCAUUAGUCGGAAAGGGAAAAGGAAGUAUUCAGGGGAGCGGAAGAGGCUCUUUUCUGUAUGGUGGAGCACAGGUAAUGGGAGGCGCAGGAAAUAUGGGUGUUGGUCAUGGUGAUCAAAACUUCCCUGCAGCUCCAGCCUUCUUGCCAGUUAUGCAAUUUGGGGGCCAGCAUCCUGGUGGUAUUGGAGUUCCUGCAGUUGGCAUGGCAUUUCCUGGAUAUGUUGCUCAACCUCAACUUGGUUUAGGAAAUUCAGAAAUGACAUGGCUACCAGUUUUAGCUGGUGCUGCUGGAGCUUUAGGGGCUACUUAUUGUUCACCUUAUAUUGCUGUUGAAGAUGCUUAUCAUACUCGCCCAUCCGGACAGACAUCUUCUGCGAGUUCUUCAAGCAAGGAAAAUAAUACUAGCAAGUCCAAUGAAUGGAAACCUUCCCAAAGACCUGAGCUUAUGAAUGAGGAGUUUGGACAACGGCAAAAGCCUCGCAGAUACUCUGAGAUGGAUUUUAAGCAGCCAAGUACAAGUACUUAGAUAAGAGGGACCAUAUUUGAGUAAUAAGCAGAUUAAGGCCCUUGAUCAGGCCCUUUGUUUUCUCUAGCUUAUGUUCUGGAAUGCUCUGGGUCGCAUUAAGUUCCAGGAUAUUUUAGUUAUAUUUAACGAACACCUGCUCAUGCUGCAGUCAAUUUGAGAACAUAAUUGUGGCUUGACGGGUGGUAGUUUCUUGUUUAAAUGUGAGGUUUUCUUGUGGCUUGGGUUUUUAAUGAAGCUUGAGAAAAAUUAUAUGCGGGCUUCUCCAAAAACUAUUAUACUAAAAAAAAUUUGAAAAAGAACAAGAACUAUUGUGCAGAAGCAGUUUUCUCGGUGAAGUUGAGUGUUCCUAUUUAUCUAAGUAGAUGGUGUUUGAGUUUUCCAGUUGGACUUUGAUGACCUUAACUUUGUGGUUGAGUCUGGUUUCGAGAGUAACGUUUUUAUGUGGGAUUUUUAUUUAGACGAGGACUUGAGUACUUGCUGAGAUACUGCAGGGUAGAAAAUUUAUUUGUCCAGUGGGCAUGUAUUGUGUUGACAGAAGUUACUCAAAAGCUAUGGAAUGUGGCUAUGAUCUAUAUAUAUUCCUCCUGUUCAUGUUCUGAUUAACUAUGACAAUAAGUUUCCUGCGAGAAAUAUAUAUAUUUUUUUAGUUUUGAUUU
Jatropha curcas is the source of this 3240-nucleotide messenger RNA. RefSeq names its product CASC3/Barentsz eIF4AIII binding protein. Gene Ontology annotation, biological process: mRNA processing. Gene Ontology annotation, cellular component: exon-exon junction complex. The record is from RefSeq and is a predicted model, not a curated record. Lineage: Eukaryota; Viridiplantae; Streptophyta; Magnoliopsida; Malpighiales; Euphorbiaceae. Gene Ontology annotation, molecular function: mRNA binding.